Molecule: messenger RNA, 2419 nt
Organism: Leptopilina boulardi
Lineage: Eukaryota; Metazoa; Arthropoda; Insecta; Hymenoptera; Figitidae
Product: angiogenic factor with G patch and FHA domains 1
Exons: 10
Coding region: 270-1892 (540 amino acids)
Molecular function (GO): protein binding; nucleic acid binding
Source: RefSeq, a predicted model, not a curated record
GUGACUGAAUCUACUUGAUUUUGUAAAUAUUGCAGUUUAAUAAUUUAAUAACUUUAUUGAAAAAUACGAUAGUAUACAAAAAUAUCAUUUAAGAAAAAGAAGUUAAAAAUAUUGUAAUUAUAUCAAUUAGCAAAAAUUUUAAAGUGAAAUAAAUAAUAAUAAUAAUAAAUGAAGAAAAUAUAAAACUAUUUAUUUAAAAUCAUCUUGAAUCGUGUUGAUCACGGAAAUUAAAAAAAAAAAAGUGCGAUAAAUUAUUUUUUAAAAAGGAUAUGACAACAGUAAACCAGAUUGUCAACGAUAAUGUUACAGAGAAUAAUAAAUAUAAUGAAAAUUACGAAGAAGAUUUAGAACUGAAAGAAGAUGUUAUCUUAGAAUUAAAACAGUUUCCACAUAUUUUGCAAUUCAUACAUAAAUGUCAAUUUCAUAUAAGACAUCAAAGUGCAUUAAUUGCAAAAUUGGAGGAAAAAAUUUUGAAAUUGCAAGAUCAACAGUUUUGCAAAUUACGAAAAAGUUUUACAAAUUCUGAAACACAAACCAAUUUUUGUGAUGGAGAUGCAUCUGAGACUGAAAUUAUUAAAACAUGGAAUUCAGCUACAGAAGAAAGUAGUUCCAAUUUCAUUGAACAAGUUAAGGAAGUGGCUGAACUUGCAGUUCAACAAACUGGAUUUGUUUAUGAGGAAACUUCGGGAUUAUACUACGAUUAUAAUACCGGAUAUUAUUAUGAUGCAAAACUGGGUUUAUAUUACGAUGGAAACUCUGGGAUAUACUAUUACUACGAUGAACAAAGUAAUACUUAUAAAUUCCACAGCCAAACAUAUGUCGAAGAAAAAGUUGAACAGAAUAAAGAAUUUAAAGUAAAAGCAAAGCGGAAAUCAAGCAAAGUAAAUAGGCAUAAAGGAAAUAAACAUAGAAUGAUUUGUGAAAAUUGUCCAUGUAACGAACCUGAGGAAGGAGAAUGCUCAGAGAGUAAUACUAGUUGCAGUAGCCAAGAUCUUGGUUCCACUCAAUCGACAAGUGACGAAAGCAAUGACGAUGAUGAAAGAGAUUUGGCGAAAACUUAUCCACCGUGUAUGCGAAUUGUCGUCAAAGAGACAAAUCUUUCAAAAUUGAAACUGGGAACUCUGUUUUUUAUUCCUUAUACUGGAGGAACAAUUGGACGAGAAGGAAAUCACAAUGUUUUAAUUCAAGAUAUAAAUAUUAGUAAGCAUCAUGCUAAAUUUCAAUACAACGAAGACAAAAAGUUAUAUGAAAUAAUAGACUUGGGUUCUCGGAACGGUACAAUUCUUAAUGACAUAAGAUUGUCUGUAGCGAAACAAGAAUCAGUUCCACAUGAAGUAAUACACGGCUCUAUUUUGCAAAUUGGCAGCACAAAACUAUUGUGCCAUAUUCACAAAGGAUAUGAGACAUGUGAAAAUUGCGAACCUGGCCUUUUACUUGAAAAUUCUACUAUUAAUGAUACGUACAUUUCAAAAAUACAACAACAUAAAUCUGAACUACGAAGGUUAAAAACAAAAUUCGGCGUAAAAAGUAAUAAUGACGUUGCCGCUAGUAAUGUGGCAUUGGGUUAUCAAGACAGAGCACAAGCAAGAAGACAAUGCAAUGGUUCUUCUGAUCAAUAUGCUAAAACGGAACAAAGUUCUUUAGAAACUUUCAUUGCAAAGGACAAUAAAGGUUUCAAACUAUUGUCUAGAAUGGGCUGGUCGGAAGGACAAUCACUUGGCAAAGAAGGCGAUGGUAUAGUAGAACCUGUACCGUUUAUGCAAAACUCUAGUAAAUCUGGCUUCGGAUAUAAAGAUUCAAACUUUAUUUCAGUAGAUGAGAACUCAUUGACAAAAAAAAAGCAAAAACUUUUAGAAAAAAUGCAAGACCGCUACAGCAAACUGUCAAAUUAAAAUUUAUUUUAAUUCUUAAAUUACAACAUAAUUCGUGUGACGAGUAAAAAACAGUUGUUAAUUUUGUAUCAAGACGUUGAAGUAAUUGAGAAGAUAUUUCGGCAUAAUAGUUUUAUAUUAUUUAUUCAUUAUACUAUUUAAAAACAAUUUACACCACAUUUAGUAUCUAUUUGUCAAAUACUGAAUUACAUUAUAAUUUGCAGUAAAGUCUCUUAUAACACUCGAAUAUUCAGGAUAUCUUGAGGACAUCCAGAGGUUCGGAUAACUGAACCACCAAAAGCCUCUGGACAUACCUAAGGUGCCCAUAGGAUAUCAGGGUGUUAUUAGGGGUUUUAAUUUAUAUUGAUUCCUUGUUGUGAAAGUACUGUUGUCAAGAAAUUUUAUUAUAGACAUAUUUAAAACGGAUCAAUUGUUUUAUGAACAAACAUUUCAUGACAUAUUAAUGGAUUUUUUUAUAUAUAUUACUGUAUUUGGUUACAUGCCAAAUAACUUUAUUACUUAUUAGAAAAGAUACAUUAUAGAAACUA